Molecule: messenger RNA, 3423 nt
Organism: Ochotona curzoniae (black-lipped pika)
Lineage: Eukaryota; Metazoa; Chordata; Mammalia; Lagomorpha; Ochotonidae
Gene: RAD51AP2
Product: RAD51 associated protein 2
Exons: 3
Coding region: 1-3423 (1140 amino acids)
Source: RefSeq, a predicted model, not a curated record
AUGGCUUUUACUCACCACAAGCCGCUGCUUGUCCCUCUCAGGCAAAAGGCCAUUUCUUUAGCGCCUCUUGAAGAGUCUCAUUUUCAACCACCCAGCAGCAAGAGGCUCAGUCUCGAGGAGUCUGGGGGUGUCUCUGAGGCGGGGUGGCGGCUGCCAUGUGUGCCUCGCCUGUCGGAUGUGGAGAAAAACUGGGAGCUGUCGCCCAGACCUUUCAAGGGCCUCCUCUUAUCAACCAGUGCCAUUUUUGACAACUCCGCAGGUUUUUGUGAGGAGAAAUCAGUCAGUGGGAAGCAGAUACGCCUUCAGGGAAGCACAAACCGGGAAAUUCAGAAGAAUAGUGGUGGGCAGGCUCUUCCCUCAGGAAGUGCAAGCUGUGGGUUGGGGGCUUCAGGAAGGUUCGAGAGGGAACCCUGUGACCGGGAGGUGGUGGGAGAACGCUUCAAGAGCAAAGCCCAAGUGGAAGUCGGCCACCUUCUGCCUGGCGCCUCCGCCCACCAUGCACCGCGUUCGCAUGAGGGGACCAAACAGCGAUUAGUCCAAGUGGGAGACAGUAAACUAAAAAGCCAGAGUUAUCUAAGACUAACAGAAAAUCCAUUUCUAGAUGUUAGCCUUUUAAAGAAAACCAAAUCAACAUUUUAUGAAAUCAGGGACGAAUGUAGAAUUGACAGUGCUAUGUCGUCAAAUAUGAAAGGAAAUAACGUUUCAUCAUCUAUACUAAGAAUAUCAAAAUCCCCAAACCAGUCCAGCUCAGAAAUUGCUAAACCAAGCUAUUUUAGAGAUAGCAACACAAUGAGAAUCCCUAAUUUUCCUACCGUUUUAAAUAGCAAAAUGUCCUUUGUCUAUUUAAAGGAAAUGGGAGAGAAAAAGAAUGACAAAUUUGAGGCAUAUGUUAGGGAUUUCAUAAACAUUUACUGGUCCCAGAAUAGACCUGAUGUUAAGAAGCAAAAGUUACAAGAUGAUAGAAAAGUUGUAGAUAGGAAAUACAUUUUCUCUGAGUCUUCUGAAAGUAACCACCAGUCACUCAGCAACCAAAAUAAUUCUGAGGGAAAAAAAGACUUGAUCAGCUUAAACUACUCUAAUCACAGAAGUAUCAAAUGUGACGUAAGAGAUUUUAAAAAGAACUUCAGUGUAAUACUAGAAAAUUUAAAUCUGAAAGAAGCACCAACACACGUAGGUGCUUACUUCCUUACCAAGUUGGAGGCAGCUCCAGUCUGGGACUGUCUGAUUAGACCUAGUUUGAAAAGAAAUAGCAAAAAUUGGGGGAUUAUAAACAACCGCAAAAAACCAGUGAAAACACCUGGGCAAAACUUGAGUUCACAGAACUUAUUAAAAAUGAAUCUUUUAAGCAAGAGAGAGUAUUCCAACACAAAAGUCAUGAAUGUUUGUGAAAAACAAUCAAAACCUUUCAUGCUAGGAAUCCUGGGUGCACAGAGAAGUUUACUGAAAGCUCUUUGGUUAAAUGGUAAAGGAGACAUUGCUAAUAUGGCACAGUGGAGAUGUUGUAUUACACGAAAAUACUUUCAGUCAAGCAAUGCUUUUGAAAGCAUUAUCCUAGAAAUGCUUAAUUUUCAUGAAAAUAUUUCCAGAAUUAAAAGAGAUAAUAGAAUUUUGACCUGGUCUAGCAUUUUGAAGUGCAAAAAGCAAACUGCUCUUCAAAAUCUAAAAGCUAGGGAUGCGAAAAGCAAGAGACAGCUGCGCAUUUUAAGCGUAUAUUUACAAACCAUUUCAGAAUUUUUGAAGAUAUUAAUGAAAACCAAUAUGCCUUUGAUUAAAUACUUUGACUAUUUAAUAGAACUUGAAAAUGGUUCUAAAUUAGAAAAGGGAUGUCUUUUCAAAUACAGGCUUUUUUGGAAUUAUCUUAAAAAUGUGAUAUUGGAAAGGCAUGUAGUAGCUCCAGUUAACAUUUUAACGUAUUCAAGACUAUUAGAAGAUAAUGCAAAACUCGUCAUAAAGAAAAGAAAGUUAUUUAAAAUUGAAAAUAUUGUUGAAAGAUCUAUGGAAAAAAACACUAAUUCUUUUAGUACAACUAAAAAUGCAUGUUUUCCAAGUUUUGAAAUGUAUGAACAGAAUUCUCUAGAGGACUUUGAUGACAACAAAGUGAUUUCUUUGACAAAAGAAAUUAGUUAUAAGAAUGUGAAUGUAGAUAAUUUGGCUCUCUAUAGUUCUAGUACAGUUAAAGCACGUAUAAAAUCAGAUUCACAAUUUAUAUGGAACAACCUGGGUUGCGUAAAUGAAAAAUAUUAUGACAUAAAUUUGCACAACCAGGAGUUAGACAGAGAAGGAAAGCAGGAAUCAAAAAAAAUCAGUAAGUUCAAUUCUAAGUGGGCACUGGAAGGUUUUUACAAUGUUAAUCAAGGGGUUGUGCCAGCAAGCCAUGGCACAACAUGUGUUGAUCAGACCAAUGAUGCGACUGUAACUCGGGUGCUGAUUUUUGGGAAAUUGCUAAGUGCAAAAGAGGGAAAAAAAUAUGAUUUAGUUUUAGAGGAGGACGCAAAAGUCAGAGCACAAGAUUUAGCAAGUAGUUUACAAGUUCAUGAAGAUAUUCAUGUAGAAAAGGAGGAGAAAUAUAACUUUCCAAAUGAUGGCAUGCUUUCCCUGCAGACCUUUUUAUUAAAAGGUGCAAAAAUAGAGGAAACCAAAUCUGUCCAAAAUAAUACAAUGGACACAAAUGAAUAUGAAAGUAUUUUGGAAGAAAGUGACCUAACUAACUCAGAUCAGUUUCAUCUAAAAAAUAACUCCACAUUGUCUGGGAAUCAUCAGUUUGAAACUGACUGCAGCUCGGGGAACAAGGAAUGCUUUCAGGACUGGCCUGCUCCCUGUUUAUCUACAGAAUCGCUGACGAUGGCGAAGGAUUUGGACAUGAAGAGUAAAUUUGAUUUAGUUCUUAAAGAACUUCAUAUGUUUCAUGAAAUUAGUAGGGAAAAUGAAGCUCUAAGCUCUGUUGAAACAAACAGGGGACAAGGAAGUUACUUUGGAGAAAGUAAUGAUGCAGAUAUACAGAUAAAUAUGACAGAAGACUUGAAAAUGGCGACCAUCAACAAGACGUGCACGUCUUCGCUCUGUGAUGCCGUAGCGGGUCUUAAAGUACAUAAACGACACCAGAGUUCAUUUAAAUGGAAAACGGAACUGGAUGAGGCAGAACAGGAAGUCCCUGAUGGGCAUUCCUGUCCUGGCUCCUUGGAGGAAGGAUUCCUCUGCUCUACUUCUGAGAAAGUUUCAGAUUGUGAAAGAAUUGCAUCUGAAGGACCUGCCUUUUUUCCUGAUGAAUGUAGCGAAGAAAAGCUGAAUUGUUCUUCCAGGGGAGAUAGUCGUUUUUCCCAUGGCAUUUCAAGAGUAAAACCUCUUCUGACGUGCAGCCGACCGAUCCGGAUUGGCUUGUCAAGAAAAGCCAGACUCAAACGUCUGCAUCCCUACCUGCAAUAG